UUGCACUGGACCUGUAUUGACAUCCGUUCAUUCAUAACAAAAUACACGAGGCACAGACUAAAGUUUCCUCUCUCAAAAUUCAUGUUUUUAUUUGCCCAAUCAAUUGGUGCCACAGAAAAGUUAACCAAUCAUGGGAAAGCUAAACGUUUCCCUACUGCGGUAUUUAACGAAGGAAGAUUUUCGGAUUCUCACUGCGAUCGAAAUGGGCAUGAAGAAUCACGAGCUUGUGCCGGGGGCUCUGGUGGCAGCUAUCGCCAGCCUCAAAGCAGGUGGAGUUCACAAAUUGCUGCGGGAACUUUGCAAGCACAAACUGCUUACUUACGAACGGGGCAAGAAAUUCGAUGGAUACCGUUUGACCAACAUGGGUUACGAUUACCUUGCUCUGAAGUCACUCACCCUGCGGGGUUCUGUUUCCGGCUUCGGGAACCAGAUAGGGGUUGGUAAAGAGUCGAACAUCUACACCGUUGGUGACGAGGAAGGAAAUCCGUUGUGUUUGAAACUUCAUCGAUUAGGGCGGAUUUGUUUCCGCAAUGUGAGGGAAAAACGCGAUUAUCAUGGCAAGCGGAACCGAAUGAGCUGGCUGUAUUUGUCCCGUAUUUCCGCUACACGAGAAUUCGCGUAUAUGAAGGCUCUGUAUGAUCGGGGAUUUCCCGUUCCAAAACCGAUUGAUUUCAAUCGUCACUGCGUCAUUAUGGAACUGGUCGAUGGUUAUCCGCUGACGAAUGUGGUCGAGGUGGGAAACGUGGAAGCAUUGUAUGACGAUCUGAUGAAUUUGAUCGUGCGGUUGGGAAACUGUGGCGUUAUUCAUGGCGAUUUCAAUGAGUUUAACGUUAUGAUUACGGAGGAUGAUCAGAGGCCAAUUCUGAUCGAUUUCCCGCAGAUGGUUUCCAUCUCGCAUCCUAAUGCCGAGAUGUACUUUGAUCGCGAUGUUCAAGGGGUCAGGGAUUUGUUCCGGAAGAAAUUCGGAUAUGAAAGCGAAGAAUAUCCGAAGCUUAGUGAUCUGGAGCGAGAGGAUGAACUGGACAAGGAGGUGCUCUGUUCUGGUUAUGGCUUCACUAAGGAAAUGGAGGAAGACAUUUUGAAGGAAUAUCAUCAGACAAGUGAUGCGGAAGAUGAGGAGGAGGGAAACAGUGACGAGGAGUAUCAGGAUAGUGUCACGGGGAAUAUGGACGAAGGUGAGAUUGAGGAGUGCAGGAAGAAGCUUGAAGCGGAAAUCAAAUUCUCCGAGGAGCUAAAACCUAAGUCCAAACCAGAGGACAAAAAUUCGAGUAUCCUGAAAUACAUUGCAUCGAUGUCUGCUGAGCAGAUGGAGAAACCAUUCAACGACGAGGAAAAGGAAUGUUUCAAAGACGCCCUUGAGGAGCCGAUUACUUCAGUUCCUCUUUCGGGAACCAAACAAACACAAACUCCGGAACAAGCUGCCGAGAGCUCAGAUCACGAUGACGAAUGUUCGAUGAGCUCAAAUGAGCUGAUUACCAACGAGGUCGAUGAUAAACUAGCCGAUCUGGAUCCAAACUCUCGCGAGUAUCGAAUGAUUAUGGUCCGCAAGCUGUUGGAUGACGCUCGAAGUGCAAGAUCCUAUUCAACAACGGCGAGUACAAUCGCUCCGUCGGUCAUCACGGACCGUAUCAAAAGUGGCUUGCGGGAGCAGGAGAAGAAGGAUCAGAAAAAACGAGCCGUGCCGAAGGGCGAAGCGAGCGCAGUUCGGCGGAUGCGAAAGGAUAACAAUAGCAUAGUGAAGGAAUUUCGGGGAUGGGAGUUCUAAGAUUGUAGUUUUUUUUUAAAUACAUUUA
Molecule: messenger RNA, 1793 nt
Organism: Toxorhynchites rutilus septentrionalis
Lineage: Eukaryota; Metazoa; Arthropoda; Insecta; Diptera; Culicidae
Gene: RIOK2
Exons: 4
Coding region: 131-1765 (544 amino acids)
Biological process (GO): maturation of SSU-rRNA; protein phosphorylation
Cellular component (GO): nucleus; preribosome, small subunit precursor; cytosol
Molecular function (GO): protein serine/threonine kinase activity; ATP binding
Source: RefSeq, a predicted model, not a curated record